CGCAACCAUGAGGUCGGCUGCUUACUCUAAAAUAGCUAAACACAAGAUAAGCGCCAUACGUCCAAGGAUUAAAGCUCGCAGUUAUUGAAAUAAAUCUAUAUUUUUUAAAGUUAGUAGAAUGGAAAAGCCGCACCUUGUCACGUGUACUGCCCCAGUGAAUAUAGCUGUUGUUAAGUACUGGGGAAAGAGGAACGAAGAAUUGAUUCUACCAAUCAACUCAUCUUUGAGCGUCACGUUGCAUCAAGACCAGUUAAAAACAACGACAACAGUUGCAACCAACAAAUCAUUUAAGGAGGAUCGGAUAUGGCUCAAUGGCAAAGAGGAGGACGUCACCCAUCCAAGACUUCAGUCAUGUCUCAGAGAAAUCCGACGACUGGCACGAAAGCGGCAUAACGACGGAGACGCCACUUCCACCGACUUGACUGGUCUUUCUCAAAAAGUCCACAUUUGCUCUAUUAACAAUUUCCCCACCGCUGCUGGACUCGCCUCGUCUGCUGCAGGCUUUGCAUGUCUAGUUUACAGUCUCGCUCAGGCAUUUGGUGUCGAAGGAGAGCUGUCUGGUAUCGCUCGCCAAGGUUCCGGCAGUGCCUGUCGAAGCAUGUAUGGAGGGUUUGUUCAGUGGAUCAUGGGAAACCAGGAGGAUGGAAAGGAUAGUUUAGCCCAGCAGGUGGAGCCAGAGAGUCACUGGCCUGAACUCAGAAUCCUUGUACUUGUGGCCAGUGCUGAGAGGAAACCAAUCGGCAGCACUUCUGGGAUGCAAACUAGCGUACAAACAAGUGGCUUAUUAAAGCACCGUGCAGAGUCGGUUGUUCCUCACCGGAUGGAGGAGAUGAUCAAAGCAGUGCGAGGAAAAGACUUUGCUGCGUUUGCUGAAUUGACCAUGAAGGACAGCAACCAGUUUCACGCCACCUGCUUGGACACAUACCCUCCAAUCUUCUACCUGAACAGAGUCUCCCAACAGGUCAUCCACCUGGUGCAUCGAUACAACAGACAUUAUGGGGAGACACGGGUGGCCUACAGUUUUGAUGCCGGGCCAAACGCUGUUAUUUUCACUUUACAACAGCACGUUCCAGAGUUCGUCCACUUGGUCCAGCAUUUCUUCCCUCCAGAAACCAAUGGAGAAAACUUCAUCAAAGGGCUUCCAGUCAAGCAUGCUGCCGCCUCUGAGCAGCUGAAGCAGAGUGUUGGUUUAGAACCCAUGCCAAAGGGAAUCAACUAUGUUAUUAGCACUAAGGCUGGUCCAGGCCCGCGGGUUGUGAAGGACCCCUCUCUGCACCUGCUGACACCUGAUGGCUUUCCUAAGCCAUGAAGAGCACUAGAUCUAAUUAAGCAGACAUAAACUUUAGUUGAUCAGAAGGUUGUUUUAUGUAUUUUAUCCCCUGACAGAUUCAUACAGUUUAAUAUGGAGGCCCUAAAGGGACAUGGAGGUUAAUCAACGUGCUAAACCAAACGACCACCGUGGCCGGGCUUUACGGGAUGCAGAGUAAUAGACCAACGACGAGACACAGCGGCUCAUUAAAACAACUUUUAACAUGACAUACAUUGAUUCUCAUACUGUUUCUCUGGCAAUCUAAGUCUGAAACACUUAUCAGUGUUCUAUCAUAGUCGUUGCCCCCUCAGUAACUGCUUUGCAGCAGGCCUCCACUGAGAGUAAAGAGAUCUUGGUUUUCAGAAAAGUUUUGUAGACGGCAAUCUGAAUACAGAUCAAACGCAAGGUUCAGGACUUAAUCCAGAUCAACUGAGUUUUCUAAUAUGAAUACCCCCUAAUGGUGAUUUGCGCACUGGAGACCUUUUCAGAGUCAAUUACCUGAAAAUGACAUUACUUGAGCUUAUUUAGUUUUAUUCUACCUUUGGACUCGCCUACAAAGAGAUUGUAGUUUUGCUUGUCUGACAUUAUGUUGGAUAUCACCUCAAACAAGAUCUAAAGUCAUGCGGUUUGUUUUGGCGCAGGGGAUACACCAGCUUUGAUCAUCUGGUACGCAUCGCAUGAGUUUUUUUUUUUUCUUUUUUCUCAGGAGCGCAAAAAACCAGCACUGAUUUCAUUUUGGAAGUUACUAUUUGCACUUAAUCAACAUGAAUUUCUGUCAAAUUUUCUCGUUUGUCGUACAUUAAUAUGUUUGAAUAACAUCUGCCUUUCUUCGAUGUCCCUCUAGGAACUCUGUUUUUAAUUCCACCCUGUAAAUGUAUAGUGUGUCUUCUUAGUCACUUUAAUACCUGAGUUUUUUCUGUUCUAAAUAAAUUUUAAAGCAGC
Messenger RNA from Oryzias melastigma (Indian medaka), 2251 nucleotides. It is a transcript of the gene mvda, whose product is annotated as mevalonate (diphospho) decarboxylase a. The record is from RefSeq and is a predicted model, not a curated record. The coding region runs from base 119 to 1309 and encodes 396 amino acids. NCBI's taxonomy places the organism in Eukaryota, Metazoa, Chordata, Actinopteri, Beloniformes, Adrianichthyidae. Gene Ontology annotation, biological process: isoprenoid biosynthetic process; isopentenyl diphosphate biosynthetic process, mevalonate pathway. Gene Ontology annotation, molecular function: ATP binding; diphosphomevalonate decarboxylase activity. Gene Ontology annotation, cellular component: cytosol. The transcript has 10 exons.